Messenger RNA from Verruconis gallopava, 1368 nucleotides. RefSeq lists its product as uncharacterized. The transcript is spliced from 2 exons. Lineage: Eukaryota; Fungi; Ascomycota; Dothideomycetes; Venturiales; Sympoventuriaceae. Gene Ontology annotation, cellular component: membrane. Bases 1 to 1110 code for a protein of 369 amino acids. The record is from RefSeq and is a predicted model, not a curated record.
AUGGCGUAUCAACCAGGGAGCGUUUAUUACUACGCACCAAACAAAAUCGCUCCAGUAGUGACUUUACGUUUUCGAUCAUGGCGGACCACUGGGCCAAUGCCUUGGGCUGCCUUGCUUUUAACUGCAGGCUUUAUUCUUCGCGAGGUCGGAGCUUUCAACUAUGGCAAUGUUCCUCUCUUGAUUGCGCAAUCAGUCUUAAUCAUGUCGGGUCCACCUGUGUAUGCUGGAAUCAACUAUCUGAUACUCUCUCGAGUUUUGUUCUAUGUGCCCUAUCUUUCCCCGAUCCACCCUGGCCGCGUUCUUACGACAUUCCUUGCUGCUGAUGCUGUGUGCGAGGUCCUUAUCAUCAACGGCGUGCAAAAAAUAGUCGACUCGAGGGUCAACGAGCACACGCGGAAAGUUGGGAAUGCACUGACGAAGGCGGGCCUGAUUCUCCAAGUAACUUGCUUUGCCCUUUUUGUUCUACUUGCCGCUGUCUUCCAUAGACGUACCAUCACGAAAGGAGUCUGCUCGAAGAACAUCCGCACAGUACUUUUCGUUCUUUAUGUUUCCAGCACCAUCAUUACAGCUCGAUGUAUCUAUCGUAUUGCGGAAUUCUUUGAAUAUGGCUCCGGUCCUCUCACUCACACCGAAUCAUACUUCUGGGUCUUCGAAGCGACCAUCAUGUUCAUCAACACCGCGAUGAUGAAUAUUUGGCAUCCUGGAUGCAACUUACCACGCUCGAACCGGACAUUCUUAUCAAAAGACGGCAAAACAGAAAUACGUGGUCCAGGCUACCAGGACAAGCGACCGUUCAUCACUACGAUUGCGGACCCUUUCGACAUUGUUGGUUUAGUCAUGGGCAGAGACAAAAGGACCAAGUUCUGGGAUUGGUCACCUGAAGAGCUAUCGCGGGUCAACGAGGAGAUUGAGCAAAAGAAGAUCGAGCUGGAUCAGCUGCCCCGAGCAAAGUGGAGAAAAGUCAUUGACCCGCUUCACCUCUUCGAUCACAAGGGGGUCAUCGUCAAGUAUGCAAAAAGACUUGAAAAACCUGGUGACGACCACGGAUCAACCGCUGUCGGACAGGAUGAGCUCGGCAGCAACAAAAGUGGAAAUAAAUCUGAAACAUAGAGAGGAAAGAAGCGCGAUAUAAAGUCAGGGAUUUGGCUCUCGACUGGACUGGACACGUAUCCGAGGAUCGACUUCUACAGUUGCGUGGAGUAGCACUUCAGUUCAAUGGACUUGCAGAAAAAUUAAAAAUCACAUGCACCAUUACCAGUUGCGAAGGCUGCUUGAGACAAAGAAUUUGACCGAUCGUGCUGAUGAUGCGAAAAAGGUCAAAACAGUGCAAGUUACCCCGCAAAGCCUAGACUCCCUUUUGGUCUUAGC